AUGGUCAUUCUGCUACCGGUCAAAGCUACUAACAACAAGGACACCGCGAGACAAGGUAGGGUGUUUGCAUUGGUUCCGGGAGAUGUGCAAAAGGCGGCGACAGUGGUGUUAGGUACAUUUAUGGUUCAUGGUCAUUCUGCUUGUGUAUUGUUUGAUUCCGGUUCUACCCAUUCUUUUGUGUCAAAGCUAUUUACUCCUAAUUUAGAUACAUCUGAGGAAGCAUUAUCUUAUAUGCUGUGUGUGUCGUCACCAUUGGGAGAUUCUAUGAUUUGUACUUCUAUACAUGUCGCUUGUGAACUCCACCUUGGGGAUAUUCGGGUAUACGCUAACUUAAUACCUCUCGAUAUGAUGUAUUUUGAUAUUGUACUGGGAAUGGAUUGGUUGAGUGAACAUAGUGCAACUAUAAACUGUUUGACUAAGCAAGUGAGUUUUCACCCUCCGGGUCAAGCAGAAUCUAUAGUUCAGGGACAAGAGGUGACUUCCCCACCGUAUUUCAUUUCUGCGGCAAAGGCUUGCAGAUUAAUUCAGAAAGGGUGUUAG
Camellia sinensis is the source of this 540-nucleotide messenger RNA. Lineage: Eukaryota; Viridiplantae; Streptophyta; Magnoliopsida; Ericales; Theaceae. The record is from RefSeq and is a predicted model, not a curated record.